AUGGCUGCAGGGUCUCGGCAAGCUCGGCAGCAGCGCCAGAUUGCAUUCGACCAGUCACAUAACAUCUCUGCUUAUCAAAUUCGCCUAGAUGCCGAUGCUCGACGGAGAGCGGCUCGGGAUGAACAGGGUGAGCCGGCUAACGGGGAUAACCAAAGCAAUGAUCAGACCUCGGUAGCUUCCCCGGCCGCCACUCCAGCCGUCACUGCCAGCCCCGCGCCCACCACGCGGAGUAGACGUGCAGCGGCGGCGCCCUCGCGAGAGGAGGAGGCACGGAAAAAGGAGCAAAAGGCCAUUGAGAAGAUUAAGGCAAGCAAGAAGUUUCAAAAGCGCAAGCGCGGGGUUGAGUCGGAAGACGAGGAUGAGCUUGCGCGGGCCCUCCUGCAAAGCACUGCGCCGCUUCCAGGCCAGCAGGAGAACUGCGAGAGUUGUGGCAAGCGGUUCACCGUCACUGCGUAUAGUCGAAACGGGCCCAACGGGGGUUUGCUCUGCAGCCCGUGCAGCAAGGAGCUUGACAAGGACAAUGCAGCGCAGAAGAAGAAACCGAAACGAGCCACGGGCGGGGCGGUUGGCCGACGCCGGCAGCUGCAGAGCAAUAUUCUGGAUGGGACAUACUCGCUCGGUGCCAAGAGCUUAAUGACCCUCUGCAUCGAGACACUGGCGAAGAACAUCGAUCUUGCCGAAGACCUGGGUGACCUACCCUCGCCUAUCAUUGACAAGAUCGCCCGGAAGCUUUCCAAGCACCGCCUCCUCGACUCAAGGACCUUGAGUCUCUUCUUGCAACCCACGACUGAAGAGGUCUGCAUCUAUGACGGCGCAAAGCUCAGUUCCGACGAUUUCAUCCGCAUAUUCCAGACCGUUCCGGGCCUCAAGAAGCUCAAGGUCCGCAAUGGGAUUCACUUCAAGGGCCAAGUCCUAGACUUUCUCAUGACGCGCAACAUCGAGCUGGAAGACCUCUAUCUCCACGGUGCGAAUCUUCUCUCUAAGGACAAGUGGAAGGAGUAUCUUGAGAAGAAGGGCCACGCUCUCCGCGCGCUACGCGUCUACUUCACCGACCUACACUUCGGCGACGAGAUUCUCGCGCUGCUGCCCACCACCUGCCCCUCGCUCACCCGACUCAAGGUCUCCCACAACCAAGAAGUCACGGGGACGGGCGUCGCCGCCAUCGGGCAGAUCAGCACGCUCCGGCACCUCAGCCUCGACCUGCGCAACGAAAUCCACUCAGACAUCUACGUCGACCUCCUCAGCAAGAUCGGCGCGGGGCUAGAAACCCUCUGCCUCACGCGUGUGCCCCAGGCCGACAACACGGUGCUGGACGCCAUCCACACGCACUGCCGAUCCCUCACCAAGCUGCGCAUCACCGAGAGCGAGGAGAUGACCGACGCGGGCUUCGUGCGCCUCUUCCGCGACUGGGCCAACCCGGGCCUGACCAUCGUCGACUUCCAAAAGUGCCGCCAGCUCGACUCGGCCCGCCCCCGCGACAACCCGGACGGCCUCGGCCUGUGCUCCGACGGCUUCCGCGCCCUCGUCGCCCACUCGGGCAAGACCCUGCGCGAGCUCAAUGUCCAUGGCUGCAGGCACAUUGCGGUGGGCGCGUUCGAGGACGUGUUUCGCAGUGAGGUGGGCGGGAGGCAGUACGAGGCGAUGCAGAAGCUGGAGAUCAGCUUCUGCGAGGAGGUGACCGACUUUGUGGUCGGCUGUGUGUUCCGCUGCUGCCCGAGUCUGAGGGAGUUGAAUGUGUUUGGGUGCAUGAAGGUGAGGGAUGUGAGGGUGCCGCGGGGGAAGAUCUUGGUGGGUGUGCCGAAUGCGAAGGGGAUGGUUAUUGAAGGGGAUGAUGAUGAGGAUGUUUGCCUUUGGGCUGCGUUUGGAGGCGAUGGCCGACACAUCAACGUGGAAAAGGGCGUCCUGCACGGGGGGCUGUGA
Molecule: messenger RNA, 1920 nt
Organism: Chaetomium globosum CBS 148.51
Lineage: Eukaryota; Fungi; Ascomycota; Sordariomycetes; Sordariales; Chaetomiaceae
Exons: 5
Coding region: 1-1920 (639 amino acids)
Biological process (GO): SCF-dependent proteasomal ubiquitin-dependent protein catabolic process
Cellular component (GO): SCF ubiquitin ligase complex
Molecular function (GO): protein binding
Source: RefSeq, a predicted model, not a curated record